Molecule: messenger RNA, 2046 nt
Organism: Rana temporaria (common frog)
Lineage: Eukaryota; Metazoa; Chordata; Amphibia; Anura; Ranidae
Product: gastrula zinc finger protein XlCGF57.1-like
Exons: 4
Coding region: 195-1787 (530 amino acids)
Biological process (GO): regulation of transcription by RNA polymerase II
Cellular component (GO): nucleus
Molecular function (GO): RNA polymerase II cis-regulatory region sequence-specific DNA binding; DNA-binding transcription activator activity, RNA polymerase II-specific
Source: RefSeq, a predicted model, not a curated record
CAUCACCGGAUGGAUCCAGUAAUGGGAACCUACCAGAGAGAUGUCCCCGUCCUCUGGAUUCCACACAGGAAGAUAAGACCAUCCCUCACUAUGAUCAGGAUGAAGAAUUGAUUGAUAUUAAAAUAGAAGUUAAAGAGGAAGAAGAGGAGGAUGAUAUAGGAGGUGAUCAGCAAUCAACAGAAGAGGGUGAAAUUAUGGUGACAAUUAAAGAUGAGGAAUCAUCUGUAGAUCUCAGCACAGCUGGAUACGAUGUGUGGAAUUCCCCGGAGGGACCUGUUUUUUUAUCUCCAGAAUAUAACACGGAAGAAAAUGGAAUUGCCAGAUAUUCUGUAGAAGUAAACCCCGCUGUCGAAAACAUACAACCUGCGUUUUACUGUAUAGAUGGAUCACUGGGUACCUCCAAGCCCGAGGAAUACUCUUCAGAUAUUGGUGGACAUCGCAGUGAUAAGACAUUUCAAUGUUCCGAAUGUGAUAAGAGUUUUAGAAAGAACGCCGAUCUUCUUAGACAUAAGAGACUGCACACGGGCCAAAGCUUGUUUUCCUGUUCAGAGUGCGAGAAAUCUUUCAUCUUGAGAUCACACCUUGUUAGACAUCAGCGACAUCACAACGGAGAGCGUCUCUACACUUGUCGUGAGUGCCAGAAAUCCUUCAAACAAAAAUCGGACCUUCUCAAGCAUUUGAAAAUCCAUACUGGCGAAAGACCUUUUGUGUGUACCGUGUGCGGGAAAACUUUUACAGCCAAAUAUAUACUCAUCGAGCACCAGCGCCUGCACACCGGUGAGAUGCCGUUUAAGUGCACGGAUUGCGGGAAGGGUUUUGUACGGAAAGGAACUCUCAUCAUACACCAGCGAACUCACACGAGAGAGAGGCCGUUUUCCUGCCUGGAGUGCGGCAAACGGUUUAAACAGAAACUGUGUCUUGUCCGACAUCAGAAGCUUCAUGAGUUUGAGGAGUCUUUGUCGUGUUCGAAUUGCGGGAAAACGUUUAAAACCAAGUAUGAGCUCCACGUCCAUCAGAGGAUUGAGGCGGGCGAGGAGAUCUUCACGUGUUCGGAAUGCGAGAAAUCGUUUUUGGCCAAAUCGGAUCUUCAGAUACACCAGAGGGUUCACACCGGCGAGAAGCCCUUUUCUUGUUUCGAGUGCGGGAGGAGUUUCUCGGUGAAAGGGAGCCUCAACACGCACAUCAAACUCCACACCGGCGAGAGGCCGUUCUCCUGCCAAGAGUGCGGGAAGUGUUUCAUACAGAAACGAGAACUCCUUAGACACCAAGGAACGCACGUAGCCGAACGCCCUUACUCAUGCUCUGAGUGCGAGAAGUCAUUCAAAACGCAGGCUGAUCUCCUUUUACAUCACAGGGCUCACACUGGCCAGAUCUUUUCAUGCCAGGAGUGCGGCAAAACAUUUCUAAAGAGAUCGAAGCUUCUCAGACACCAGAGAGGGCACUCUGGGGAGAAGCCCUACUCGUGUCCCGAUUGUGGAAAACGGUUCUCGCAGAAGGGGAACCUCGACACUCAUGUCAGAGUCCACACUGGUGAGAAGCCAUUUUCCUGCUCAGAGUGUGGCAAAUGUUUCAUAAAGAAAGGCGCUCUUGCACGACAUCAGCAAACGCAUACGGGCUUGCGGCCAUUUCCCUGUCUGGAGUGCGGAAAGUGUUUCACCCGGAAAUUCAACCUUGUCCAACACCAGAAGCUUCAUGUAGACCAGAGUUCAUUUUCGUGUCCAGAUUGUGGCAAAUGUUUCACUAGAAAAGACAAUCUAAUUCGACAUCGGAAGAAGCAUAUGCUUUGAGGACAUUACCGAACUUCUGGGGGUAUUAAAUAUAAAUGACUCCUUUGACCCAUGGAAGAACUGUGUAGUAAAGAAUUUUUAAAGCGUCAGUCCACCUGAAAGUUAUAUUUUAGUUAUAGAUGGAUCUGCGUUCCCUACUGGCUUUCUUUGUCUCUUGGGGACUCCAUUGAGCUCCUCCAAUCAAAGUUUCUGGUGGCCAUGGGGGUAUUUCAUAAUAGACAUGUGCACUGCCGAAAAAUUUGUUUGUUUUCGUUAUAUU